AUGUAUGGUUUAAUUUCAUUUGGAAUUUUCCUGCUACUUCUCAAUGGCGCACAGUCACAAGAGAAAUGUUUUGCAGUUUGCGCCGAAACUCAAACCACUGAAAAGACUCAAGCCGCAUGCAAGGAAGGGUGCCGUCUAAAAGUGAUUUUUGCAUUCGCAUCCAAUAGUGAUGUUAUAUCAGCAAGGGAAGACUGUUAUAAUGGUUGUGCUAAGUCAUACAGUGAUGAUGUGGAGAAGCAAGCUUGCUCAUUUGGUUGUGAUGAAAAGUCAGAUAUGGAGAAGUCCAAGAUUCAUGUAUCAAUAACUGAUAAAAGUCCUACGUUUCAAGUGGCCCGCGGAGUAAUGGAGAAAAUGAUGCAUCGCAUAAGCAAUUCAUUUCCAUCACUAGGGCAGUUCGGUUCGGCAUCCUCAGAGGAACGUGGUGAUCGUUUCUGGGAAGAUCCAUUUGCGCAAUUCCAUCUCAACAUGCAGAAUGAAAUGGCGCGACUGCACCAAAUUGCUCAGAAUUUUUUUAAUUUGCAACGUGCACGAACUGUUAUGCCAAUUAUUGCUAAAAACAGACCGGAGGGACAUGAGGAGAAUGCAAUGGAAGGGUUUCCCGUUGGAAACAGUGACAAGAAUGGUGAAAAGAUUAUGGAGGUGAAACCAGUAGAAUUGAAGAAUAAAGAACAACGACUUCUAGGAUAUGAGGGCGAAAAUCCAACUGUUAUGGAGGAGUCGUCGCUUCUUUCUCGACUAGCGUCACGAGCUCGUCGUCUUUCAGUACUUAGCCAAUGGCUUAUUUGUGUUGCGCUUUUUCUUUGUUUUGUUUCAAUGCUUUCUAUCUCAGUGGCAAUCUUGAAACAAAUUAAGUCACAAAAGUAUCUGAAUCUGAGGAAUACGCAUUCUGUUGUCCCGCUAACAUUCGCAGAACCUCUUGCGGCAAAGAAAAUACCUUUGGAACCGACAGCAGUAAUAACAGAUUAUCCACUGAUUCACGACUCUCCUCCGCCAGCUUAUGAUCAACUUUCAGUUCAUAAGGAGAAACCUGAAAGCGGUGCUGAUAAUUCUGAUCCUAAAGUUUAA
This is a messenger RNA of Acanthocheilonema viteae, 1065 nucleotides long. The record is from the annotation of a GenBank genome assembly. NCBI's taxonomy places the organism in Eukaryota, Metazoa, Nematoda, Chromadorea, Rhabditida, Onchocercidae.